CAUGGCGGCGAUCGGCGCUUGUGUUGUGUUGAUGUUUAUUUUCUUUUCCAAAUACUAGAAAAUAAACCGUAUUAUACCAUUAACUGCAUAAGAAAAUCUAAAUCUUUGAAUCCUAAUCAUGAAGUUAAAAAAGUUGAAAGUGGACCAGGAGCUGGACCCGGCGAUUCCUCAAGCUGAGAUAAUCGAAGCAGACCAGUACAAGCGGUCUUACUUCGGGCCCGACAUCCCAACUCUCGAACUGGAGUGCUGGGAAGAGGAACUGUCUGAGGCUCAGCUGCAGGCGUACAAGAAUGCUGAUGAGGAGUACAAGAGCAUUCAGAAUAAACUGGAUGACAUUGUGAAGGAGACUGGAGGAGAGAUCGUGUACAAUGGAGAUCAGUUCACGGCUUACCAGCUGCUUGGAAAGCAACCUGUUCUUAAGGACUUGGAGAAGCAGAGUGCGGAUAUCAUCAGGUCUCGGUCCAGGUCUCUCUCUAUAUCCAAGGAAUCAUCAUCAGGCAAAGGAAAGAGGGGUCGGCCACGCAAGAACCGUGAGGAAGACCGCGACUACUCGCCGUCGCCGCCGCCGUCGCCCGACGCGCGCCACAAGAAGAAACACAAGAAGGACAAACACAAGGAGCGAGACACCAAGACCAAGGACAAGACGCUGGCUCCUUCCAACGUCCACAGUGUGGUCACCAACGUGCGUCCAUCGGAAGCGUCCGCCAUCGGGGGCCUGUCCACCGGCAACACCGCCAAGACCACGGCCAUUGUUGACCUCACCAAGGAAGACGGGAAUAAGAAUGUGGCGGAUUCUAGGGAGGUGUCCUUCAACAAGCUGCAAGGCAAGACGUUCCCGUCUCUGGUGGUGGUGGCGCGGCCCUACCUGCGCGCCAAGGACGCUGCCGCGCCGUCAGACCGCCCCGCGCUCGAUAGCAAGGUGAAGUCAGUGCUAAUGCACACGCCCACCAAGUUCACGGAGUGGCUGAUCCAGCAGGGGCUGGUGCGCUCCGAGCAGUGGUGCGUCAUACACCCCGGGAACAAACUCAAGCUGGGAAUGUACUCAGACGUCUCAAAGUUCCCCUACUCGGGUGGCUACGUGUGGAUCUCCGAGUGCUGCCCAACCCGUUUCGUCUCCGUGUUCUGCUCGUCCAUCUUUGAGGGCGCCACGCACCCGCCCAGCGUGCUGCUGAAGCUGGUCUACCACUGGGCGUGCCAGACUAAUGUGCAGAAUGUGGUCCAGUGGGUCAAAGUGGAUAACUUGUAUGUGAAGGCGCUGUUUACUUGGUUGAGGGCCGUCUGCACAUCGGCGAUCCACCAGCACCUGGGCCAACUCGGCGGGCCGGGCAAGAAGGUGGAGGUGGGCGUGAUCUCGCUGGGCACCACGAGCCACGACGGCACGCAGCGGCAGGUCAAGGUCGAGGUGCUGGGCGUCCUUGACCCUGUGGAGAAACUGAUCCGUCUCCGUGCCGUGGAACCUCUGUCCGAACACGAAAAGAACUACAAGAAACGCUUCCAGAAGAUUCUAGAACCUCUUAUCAACUGGGUGCACCCCGGCUCCACUAUACUAACAGACUUGACCGUGGACAAAGGAACCCUUAUCUCUAUGGGAUUCAAGACUGUCCAUCAGAGCUCGUCCCAAUCCGAACAUCCGUCGAAGCAUAGCAAUGCGAAUAUCAUGGAGUAUCUGAGGAGGAUUGUGCCGAGGAUGUUCCAGAAUACUCUGUCGUUGUUGUCCCGUCAGAUUAUACAGCAGUUCUUGGAUGAACUGGUUUGGAGAGAGAAAUUCGGCGUAUCCCCCGGGCUAGCCUUCGACAACGUAGUCACUCACAUCGCGGAACAAACCCGGCUGGAGGCGCGAGACCCCAUCACCGUGCGGCUCAACCGCAUCGCACACAACCCCUUCAAGAACUGGAAGUACUGCUCCAAGAAAACCAAAGGCGAGCGGGACCCAUCACCCGUAGUAGAAGAGCCGGCUCCGCGCAAGCGAGGCCGCAAGAAGAAGGAACCCUCCCCGCCGCCCAAGAAGAAGCAGAAGAAACCUUCCGCUAUUGUGGAGAUACCCGAGGAUGAUGAGGAGAUACCGCUAGCCCUCCGCCGCACCAAAAUCAAGCAAGAGAAGAAAGACGGCGAACCACGCGCCCGACGCAAACGCGAGCGAACAUACGUCGACGACGACCACGACGAGCUCGACGAUAUACCGUUAAAAAACAUCAAGAAAGAGGUGAAGCAGGAAGAGACUGUUUCUAUGGAGCGGUUCUACUUCGGACAGACUGGCGGGAGUAAGGAGUACCCGAGGGUGGCUAUUGCUGUUGAGUGCCCGCUAUGCCGCACAGAGAUCAACAACAACUGCGACCUCCUCCGCCACAUAUUCUCGCAUCUGUCCCCUUCAUCCGAAGGCUCAGAGUCCACUGUGUGCAUCUACUGCGCCACUCAGUUCAACGAUGAGGAGGCGCUAAAGGAACAUCUGAAGAGCAGCCACCCGAGCGAUACCAAGUCGCCGGAUGUAUUCACUUAUGCGUGUCUUAUUUGUGAGGUCCGCUUCGCCGCCGUGCUAACCCUAGCCAGCCACAUGCAGAAGACCCACGCUCCACUCGAGCUGCCCUACUGCUGCGGCGCGUGCGACUAUCGCUCUUCGGCCCAGAGGCAUACGGUCGACCACUUCUACAAGGCGCAUAGCAACGAUACAGGGUUGCAGUGUCCGCAUUGUUUGAAGGUGAUAGUAGUAUACGGCGAGGGCAUGGAUCUCGGAGCGAAUGUGCGCAUAUUCAUUGACCACAUAAAGGCGCAUAAAGAGAAGCAGCUGGAGGUGCGCUGCAACCGCUGCGCGCUCAAGUUCGUGCAUCUCGGUCAGUUGAAGGAGCACCAGAUCCGCGACCACGCGACGGUGGCGGGCGCCACGCCGCUCUGCGUCGAGGAACACCUCAUCACCAAGCCGAGGAACAAGCCCCGUCCGCCCGUGAAAGACACAGCCUCUCAUUCUAUGAGUGACACUUACGAAGACGUGACCCUAGUGCUGCCUGAGAACAUGCUGUGUCGCGAGUGCGACACGCCGCUGGACACCGACAAACACUUCCUCGGCACAAGCUCGUGCAGCAAGUGCCCGUACGUGACGUCGUGCUACCGCGCCAUGCUGCAGCACAGCAGCUACUGCGCCGGCCCCCACUCGCUGGAGGACGCCCCCCGCCCCGCGCCCCGCGCCUCCCACUGCGUGUGCGGCCACAGCACCAGUGUCGGCACGGACAUGCUAACGCACUUACUCCUCUGCGGGCACCUGACCGCCUACCCGUCGGAGGCGGCGGCGCGCGAGAACACCGUGCAGGAGCGACCGCGCGACGAGGCAGCGGAGCCCGAGGCCGCCGCUGAACAGCAGUCAGAAAGCGUCCCCCCGCUGUCGGACUACGCGCCGCCCUCCGUGCUCAACACGCAGCUGUCGCUCGACGACCUGGCGCCGCCCUCCGUGCUGCAGCCUGACCAGAACGAGCAAGAACUGCUAAAGGACGCGUACGAGCGGCCGCUGGCGACGCCGCGGCACGAGGACGCCGCGUACUCGCUCGCCGACUUCGAGCCGCUGCCGCAGGAGCCGCCGCCGCAGCCCGACUUCGAACAGCUUUAGGGAGUAGACUAGCCCGACUUCGAACAGCUUUAGGGAGUAGACUAGCCCGACUACGAGCAGCUGUA
Plutella xylostella (diamondback moth) is the source of this 3660-nucleotide messenger RNA. It is a transcript of the gene row, whose product is annotated as relative of woc. The record is from RefSeq and is a predicted model, not a curated record. Lineage: Eukaryota; Metazoa; Arthropoda; Insecta; Lepidoptera; Plutellidae.